This is a messenger RNA of Cottoperca gobio, 1959 nucleotides long. Its product is annotated as aprataxin and PNK-like factor. NCBI's taxonomy places the organism in Eukaryota, Metazoa, Chordata, Actinopteri, Perciformes, Bovichtidae. Bases 550 to 1215 code for a protein of 221 amino acids. The transcript has 7 exons. Gene Ontology annotation, molecular function: 3'-5' exonuclease activity; DNA-(apurinic or apyrimidinic site) endonuclease activity. Gene Ontology annotation, biological process: double-strand break repair. The record is from RefSeq and is a predicted model, not a curated record. Gene Ontology annotation, cellular component: site of double-strand break; nucleus.
CCACGUGCCGCCGCCGCCGCCUCCUCCUCCUCCUCCUCCUCUUCCUCCUCCUCCAGCCAGAAAGGUUGACUGCUGUGAGAUGUGAUGAAGUAACACAGCAGCUAACCUUCCUCUGUGUAGCGCGACCUUCCUUGAUAUUUAUAGCAGUUAAAGAGGACGAUGGAGGUUCUCCCCCCCCCCUGAGUGCUGCUGUAAUAUUUACGAUGAAGGAAAGCAGACGGCUCUGCUCUGCUGGACGGAGCCUCAGUGGCUUCUUCACUGCCUCCAUUAAAGCGUCUUGUCCAGAGCUGCGUUUCCCUGCAGAGUGGGAACAUGGAAGAGUUCCAGCUUCCUCCAGAGACACGUGCGACGCUGUCGGCGUCUCGGGAGAAGAAGCCAGUUCAGAAACAUCGAGUCUGCUUUCAGUCACCGAGACUUUUUCACUAAACGUUGGCAGUGUCGGAAAAAAACCUUUCUCAAGUACAAGCUGGAGUUCCAGCAGCUGUGAAGAGAAGUAAAGGACCUCCGACCAGCACGCCCACCAAGAGCUCGGAGCUCAGCGGCGAAGAAAUGCCGAAGAAGAGGAGGAGGAAGAUGAGCGACAAAGAGCAGGAAACAGUUGUUCCUGCAGCCCCACGUCACACUGAACCCACCAGGUCCGAGGCGAGCGACGAGUCUGACGGCUUCACCGUGCAGGGGGACGAGGAGGGACGAGGAGGAGAGACACCUGCAGCUGACAUGAACACCACAACACUGACUGAUGCGACCAGCCCGGCCGAGGACAAGAAGUCCAAACAUGGAGGACAACAGACUCGACUCAGAACGGCGUGUCCGUACGGGAAGGACUGCUACAGGAAGAACCCGGUCCAUUUCCAGGAGUGCAGUCACCCCGGUGACACCGACUACGAGGACGAGGAGGAGGAGGAGGAGGAAGACGAGGAGGAGGAGGAGAAGCCCGAGUGCCCCUACGGCACCGACUGCUACAGGAAGAACCCUCUUCACAGGAGAGAAUACAAACACACAAAGAAAGCAGUUCGCACUACGCGAACCGUCCCCAAAAAGGCUGACGACGAAGGCGACGAAGGGGACGAGUAUGACGACAGCUUCAUUAACGACGACAGCGAGGACGCGGGCGAUGACUCGGACUACGAGCCUCCCGUGUCGGAGGACAGCGGUAAAGAGGACAUCGCAGAACUGCAGAAGGAAGCAAAGACCUUCGUGAAGAGGAGGAAGUAGAUCUCCUUCUUCUUUGUGUCGUGUGUGAUUGAAUCCUGCAGGAAACCCGUGUUUCAGUCUCUACGUCCUCUCAGCUUUCAGCGCCGUUAAUGCUCGACAUCAGGAACUUAACAUGAACUAAAGGCGGGGGUCAAUCAGCUUCCUGUGUCUCGUAAUCUGAGGCCGAGCGUCAGUCAGCUUUGUCCUGCUGCAACUAGCCCGCAGCGCUGACGCAGCCUCGGCGCGGGACUCGUGAAGCGUUUGUUUCUGACAAAUGUUAGCCGACCUGAGGGACGCACGCCUUGAUGAAAGCAGUUCAAAAUAAGUCUGUCGUUGUUGCUCUUUCCCCGGUCGUCUGGAUUAAGAGCGUGGAGCUCUGGCCUCUCGUCUUGCUUCCAGCCGCCAACGUGCAGAAGCUGUCAGGUGUCCUCUGCAGGUGUCGCCAUGGUAACCUCAAACACAACAGUGCACCACCUCGGUGAAUCAGGCUGAUUAAAUAUAAUAGGUCUUUGAAUGAAAACAUCCCUCGCGCCCUUUUAAAAUGCAAAUUUCUAUAAUAUAUCUGGUUGUUUACUGAAGAUGCAAAACACACAUGUUGACGAGUCAAGUGUUCAUCUGUGUGUCUGAUCAGCUGCACGGAUCCAAAGCGCUCGUUUCACUUCAGGUGAAGCUCCAUAAAUAUGUAUAUAAAUAUCUGUAUGUAGAUCUCUCUCAAUUGUUUCUCUAAUGUGUUUCUUUUUGCUUCCUUUAAAUACAUUUGAUGAA